CAAUCUCUCCUCUCUCUCAAGAAUCUCCAAAUCUCUUUUACAGUUCUCAUAAAUUAGGGUUAGGGUUUCAGUUUAAUUUUCAAAGAAGAAGAUUCCAAGAUGAGUUCUCCAGCAACAAAAUCAACCAAAGGAGGAAGAGGAAAGCCAAAAGCAACAAAAUCAGUAACAAGAUCUUCAAAAGCUGGUCUACAAUUCCCUGUUGGUAGAAUCGCUAGGUUUCUGAAAGCUGGUAAAUAUGCUGAACGUGUUGGUGGUGGUGCUCCUGUUUACCUCGCCGCCGUGCUUGAAUACCUCGCUGCUGAGGUUUUGGAAUUAGCUGGAAAUGCUGCAAGAGAUAACAAGAAGAAUAGGAUUGUACCAAGACACAUCCAACUUGCAGUUAGGAAUGAUGAAGAGUUGAGUAAGCUAUUGGGUGCUGUUACUAUUGCUAAUGGAGGUGUUCUACCUAAUAUUCAUCAGAAUCUGUUGCCAAAGAAGGCUGGGAAAGGGAAGGGUGAAGUCGGUUCUGCUUCUCAAGAAUUUUAGAGUGUUGGGUCUAUGUGUUUUUAUUUUGUCAUUUUAUGAUGUUAUUGAAUCAGUUUCAGAAGAUGUUAGUAGAUUUUAGUUUAGGGUUUAUGAAUCUUGUCAAGUUUAUGUAAUUACAUCCAUCCGUAUCAAUAUAUGCAAGUUUCAGUUCUUCCAA
Molecule: messenger RNA, 682 nt
Organism: Papaver somniferum (opium poppy)
Lineage: Eukaryota; Viridiplantae; Streptophyta; Magnoliopsida; Ranunculales; Papaveraceae
Product: histone H2AX-like
Exons: 2
Coding region: 100-525 (141 amino acids)
Cellular component (GO): nucleosome
Molecular function (GO): protein heterodimerization activity; structural constituent of chromatin; DNA binding
Source: RefSeq, a predicted model, not a curated record